CCUGUGCCCCGUUCACACGCGGUGGCACCGAGCCCCGGUGGGGACCGAGCCCCGACCAUGGCGCUGCCUCCGCCGCCCGCUUGAGCGGAGCCAUCGGCACGGAGCGGUCGGGUCCGACCCCGAGCGGGCCAUGGCAGACCUAACAACUCCUUCAGCCUGGACCAGUCUCACCAACAGCUCCUUGGACCCAAGUGUCAUAGAUGACAACGUCUACAAGUGCAUAUUUGAUGAGGACUUCAAGUAUGUCCUGCUGCCCGUCUCCUAUGGCAUCGUGUUCGUGGUGGGGCUCUGUCUCAACCUGCUGUCCCUCUACCUCUUCAUCUUCAGGAUCAAGACCUGGAACGCCUCCACCACAUACAUGUUUAACCUGGCCAUAUCCGACACACUCUACGUGGUCUCCUUGCCCCUUUUGGUGUAUUAUUAUGCCAUGGGAGACAACUGGCCCUUCAGCGUGGGCUUGUGUAAGAUAGUCCGCUUCUUGUUUUACACCAACCUGUACUGCAGCAUCCUCUUCCUCCUCUGCAUCAGCAUCCAUCGCUUCCUGGGCAUCUGCUUCCCAUUGAAGUCACUGCAGUGGGGCCACGUCCGCUACGCCCGGAGGGUGUCAGUCAUAGUGUGGGUUGUGACUGUUGUGUGUCAGUCACCCGUGCUCUUCUUCGUCACCACCAGUGUGAAGCGUGACACCAUCACCUGCCAUGACACCUCCAGCAAAGACCUCUUUGGCCAGUUCGUCAUCUACAGUUCGGUGAUGCUGGUGCUGCUCUUCUGCAUCCCGUUCCUCAUCAUCAUCAUCUGCUACUGCCUCAUGGCCCGGAGGCUGCUGCAGCCCACACGGGGGAUGUCCCGUUUGUCCCGAUCCAAGAAGAAGUCGGUCAAGAUGAUAAUCAUUGUCCUGAUGGUCUUCAUCGUUUGCUUUCUUCCUUUCCAUGUCACUCGUACCUUGUACUACUCCUUCCGGAGCUGGGACUUGAGCUGUCAGACCCUCAAUGCCAUCAAUUUAGCCUAUAAGUUGACUCGUCCCCUUGCUAGCACCAAUAGCUGCCUGGAUCCCAUAUUGUAUUUCUUAGCAGGACAACGAUUCAUGAGGUUCACAGGCAGCAGGAUGCCAGGGAAGCCUUCGAAUGAGAUGGCAUUGGGCAUCAUGCCCAACAGUCACCUGGAAACCAGCAACGACACAGACACGUUGUCCAAGGAUGUGAAAUCCUAGCUGUGCUCCAGCAUAACCAGCACCAUCCCCAGUUCAUCCCAGUGGAGGGAAGGUCAGGGCCCAAUGGUUUUGAUGGUUGUGGUGCCUUGGCUUUGACACACUUCAGCUGUGUUCAAACACACUCCUCUGCUCGUUGCUGUUCCAAUUGUACUCCUUCAGGAAGCUGCUGCUGUGGUUGCACACACAAACCCCACAUCACCCUCUUCAUCCGAGCCUGCCUCUGUGUCCAACACUCAAUAGCAUCUCUCCAUCAGUGAGGCUUGGUGACCUCUAUCAGGGUGACCAAAUCUGCUCCAAGUUAAUCACUUCCUGAAUGUCUUAGAUGCCAAAGGUCCCUCCAAAGGAACCCAUCUGCCUGUCUCCAGAUUCCCUGGCACAGAGGCUGCAGGGAAUCUGUGCCUUGGCAAAGGGGCAAAGGCUUUCGGUUGAUGAAAGGAGGCAGCUGAGGUUCUGCUAAACAGGUCCAAGUCAAGUGCAAAUGCAAUGGGAAAGGGUCACUCACAGCUUUGUGCCCUUGGAGAAAUGCUUUCUCACCUUCAAGCUUUGGCAUCUGCUGGCAGAGCAAGGAGGGGACUCCUAGUUCCUAUCCAAGGGCUGCCUUCCCAUUGCGAAGGGUGCUGCUGGACCUUCCAUCCCACUGGAGUUUACUGGUAGCAUCAAGCAGGUCCCUCGUAGGUCUCUCCAGUGGGGUCAACAUCAUCCAAAAGACCCAUUAGUGCUUCCCAACAGCAACAUUCACCCUUGAAAAGCUUUUAGGGGCCUGUAGCUUCCUUUUAGCUGCUGACUUCAAUGAUCAUCUCCAGCUCAUAAAGAUGUAGGGUGAGUUCUUCAUGCCUUGUUCUUAACCCCCUUACUACUGACUCAAAGAAGCAAAGACCAUUGGUCACCCCCUUGGCUGAUGCUGCCACAUCCUUAUAGCUAGAGGUGACAGCCCUCUGUGACCUUUAGCAGCUUGGUGGGACCCAAAAUGCUGCCCAGAUGCCGCUGUCUGUCCUCCCAGUAAUCCCAGUGCUCCACUGGAGCCAGUCAGCAUAACCCUUACUGAUAGUGUUGACCUUCCCUGGGGUAGGGACCCAUGCCAAUAAGCAUGGUGCUAAGCUUAAGCCCAGUCCUGUCUGGAAU
This is a messenger RNA of Melopsittacus undulatus (budgerigar), 2329 nucleotides long. It is a transcript of the gene P2RY2, whose product is annotated as purinergic receptor P2Y2. The record is from RefSeq and is a predicted model, not a curated record. Gene Ontology annotation, biological process: blood vessel diameter maintenance; phospholipase C-activating G protein-coupled receptor signaling pathway; positive regulation of mucus secretion. NCBI's taxonomy places the organism in Eukaryota, Metazoa, Chordata, Aves, Psittaciformes, Psittaculidae. Gene Ontology annotation, cellular component: plasma membrane. Bases 131 to 1207 code for a protein of 358 amino acids. Gene Ontology annotation, molecular function: A1 adenosine receptor binding; G protein-coupled purinergic nucleotide receptor activity; G protein-coupled UTP receptor activity. The transcript has 2 exons.